Acipenser ruthenus (sterlet) is the source of this 811-nucleotide messenger RNA. RefSeq lists its product as uncharacterized. Gene Ontology annotation, cellular component: mitochondrion; cytoplasm. The transcript has 5 exons. NCBI's taxonomy places the organism in Eukaryota, Metazoa, Chordata, Actinopteri, Acipenseriformes, Acipenseridae. The record is from RefSeq and is a predicted model, not a curated record. Bases 53 to 586 code for a protein of 177 amino acids. Gene Ontology annotation, molecular function: hydrolase activity.
AUCGCUGGGAAAUGUGGGCGCUACCGGUUGAGAAGUCGGCGUUUCCUCUAAAAUGUCAUUUUUUAAGUUUGGGAGUGUAGGAGCUCAGUAUUUGAAAUUAAACCGUUUUGUACAUUUCACUGCGUUGCUACUUGCACCUAGAGUUCAGACGUGCAAUGAGAGAGACUAUUGCUCUGGAACUGCAAGUGACGAUGAAGUUACUAAGGCUCGUCUGGCUGAGGAGGCCAGAAAGAAAUACGGAAACCCGCCUCCAACUAUCUUUUCCAAAAUAAUAGACAAGACGAUGCCUGCAGACAUCAUUUAUGAAGAUGAGAAGUGCCUGGCUUUUCGAGAUAUUGGUGCCCAAGCUCCUGUGCAUUUUCUUGUCAUACCUCGGUCUCCCAUACCCAGAAUCAGUGAGGCAGCAGAUGAUGAUGAACAGCUUUUGGGGCACCUCCUAAUAGUCGCUAAAAACAUGGCAAAGAAAGAGGGUCUCAAGGAAGGUUACAGAGUGGUCAUCAACGAUGGGAAGCAGGGAGCUCAGUCGGUGUACCACCUGCAUAUCCAUGUGCUCGGAGGCCGCCAGAUGGAGUGGCCUCCUGGUUAAUGUGAAACGUUGAACAGGCAAAGAGCAAGAGAGAAGCAAUCGCUGCAGAAGAAUCACUGGGAUAUAACAGAGACUCAUUACAGUCAGUUUAUGUAAGUUCAGUAACAGAUCAUAAAAGUGCUGGUCCUUGUUUUCCAAAGCUUAUUUCUGACAUUAUUGCUACCCUAAUGGGAUGAUAAACAAUUGUACAUGUACACCAAUAAACAAAAAGUCAGCAAUCUAAAA